AACCGGGACCGCAGAGGGACCGCCUGCCGGGGGGGAGGCGAGGACCUGGGCUGGGCUUUCCGCACCCUGGUAACUUCUUUUCCCAUAACUUCAGUGCCCUGAAACCCGAGUAUUCCACCAAGAUAAUAUGAUAGGCACUCUCCGUGGUUUGGAGCCAUAUCCUAUUUAGACGAAUGCGGGCCUUCCAGAGGUCCUGAGAGCUUGGUACAGAGCACACACUGCUUGCUAGUUGGCGCGGCAAUAAUGCCAUCUCUGCCUCAAGAAAGAGUUAUUCAGGGGCCUUCUGCCUUGGAUCUGCAUACAGAGCUGCCUUUUCAAAGCACACUGAAAAGGAGAGUCAGAAAGAAGAAAAAGAAGGGAACAAUUACAGCCAAUGUUGCUGGGACAAAGUUUGAAAUUGUUCGUUUAGUAAUAGAUGAAAUGGGAUUUAUGAAAACUUCAGACGAGGAUGAAACGAGUAACCUGAUAUGGUGUGAUGCCGCAGUUAAGCAGGAGAAGAUUGCAGAGCUGCAAAACUACCAGAGGAUCAACCAUUUUCCAGGAAUGGGGGAGAUCUGUAGGAAAGAUUUCUUAGCAAGAAAUAUGACCAAAAUGAUCAAGUCCCGGCCUCUGGAUUAUACCUUUAUUCCUCGAACAUGGAUCUUCCCUGCUGAAUAUACUCAAUUCCAGAACUACAUGAAAGAAUUGAAGAAAAAAAGGAAGCAGAAAACUUUUAUAGUAAAACCAGCUAAUGGGGCAAUGGGUCAUGGGAUUUCUUUGAUAAGAAAUGGUGACAAACUUCCAUCCCAGGAUCAUUUGAUUGUUCAAGAAUACAUCGACAAGCCUUUCCUAAUGGAAGGCUACAAGUUUGAUUUACGAAUUUACAUUCUGGUAACAUCAUGUGAUCCACUAAAAAUAUUUCUCUACCACGAUGGACUUGUGCGAAUGGGAACAGAGAAGUACAUUCCACCUAAUGAGUCCAAUUUGGUAAGUGAUACCAAACAGAUUCUAGAGCUGGUGGUUAAGACUCUGAUCGUGGCAGAGCCUCAUGUCCUGCAUGCUUAUCGGAUGUGCAGACCUGGGCAGCCUCCGGGGAGUGAAAGUGUCUGCUUCGAAGUCCUGGGAUUUGAUAUUUUGUUGGACAGAAAGCUAAAGCCGUGGCUUCUGGAGAUCAACAGAGCUCCGAGCUUUGGGACUGAUCAGAAAAUAGACUAUGAUGUGAAAAGGGGAGUGCUGCUAAAUGCACUGAAGCUCCUCAACAUCAGGACCAGCGAUAAAAGGAGAAACUUGGCCAAACAAAAAGCUGAGGCUCAAAGGAGGCUUUAUGGUCAGAAUUCAAUCAAAAGGCUCUUGCCAGGUUCCUCAGACUGGGAGCAGCAGAGGCAUCAGCUGGAGAGGCGGAAAGAGGAGUUGAAAGAGAGGCUUGUUCAAGUGCGAAAGCAGGUCUCUAAAGAACAACAUGAAAAUCGACAUAUGGGGAAUUAUAGACGAAUUUAUCCUCCUGAUGAUAAAACUCUACUUGAAAAGUAUGAAAAUUUGUUGGCUGCUGCCUUUCAGACCUUUCUUUCAGGAAGAGCAGCUUCAUUCCAGCGUGAGCUGAACAAUCCUUUGAAAAGGAUGAAGGAGGAAGAAAUUUUGGAUCUUCUGGAACAAUGUGAAAUCGAUGACGAAAAGUUGAUGGGCAAAACUUCCAUGCCUCGAGGACCAAAGCCUCUCUGUUCCAUGCCUGAGAGUACAGAGGUGAUGAGAAGACAGAAGUACUACAGCAGUGAUAGCAGUUAUGAUAGUAGUGACAGCUCUUCAGAAUCAGAUGAAAAUGAAGAGUACCAAAGUAAGAGAAGAGAAAAGCAAGUUACUUAUAAUCUUAAACAAUCCAACCACUGCAAAAUAUUCCAAACACCCAGUUCCAUAAGGCGUUCAUUCAGUUGCCCUCGGUCCAUCUCUUCUCAAUCGCCUUGUAGUGCAGACAUCCGCCCUCUCUCUGCUCAACAAAUGAUGUCAGCAUCUCGGACAACUUCAUCAUGUCGGUCACAUUCCUUAAACCGUGCUUCCUCCUACGUGAGGCAUCUGCCUCAUAAUAAUGAUGCCAACUCUAAUUUUCAGGUGAGUGAGUCUUUGCGGCAACCAAGAACAAAAGAACAAGAAGAGGAUCUAACAAGUCAGACCUUACUUGUUCUCAAGGACAUGAAGAUCCGUUUUCCAGGGAAAUCAGAUGCAGAAACACAACUUCUGGUAGAAGAUAUCCUUGAUAACUGGAAGUUUCAUAAAGCAAAAGUGGCUUCAUAUUGGCUCAUAAAAUUGGACUCUGUAAAACAACGAAAAGUUUUGGACAUAGUAAAAACAAAUAUUCGCACAAUUCUUCCACGCAUCUGGAAGGUGACUGAUGUCGAUGAACUACAUUUAUAUAGGAUUUUUAACCGGGUUUUUAAUCGCUUACUCUGGAGUCAUGGCCAAGGACUAUGGAACUGUUUCUGUGAUUCAGGAUCCUCUUGGGAGAGUAUUUUCAGUAAAAGCCCGGAGGUGGUGACUUCUUUGCAGCUCCAGUGUUGCCAGCGCCUGGUUGAACUAUGUAAAGAGUGCUUGCUUCUGGUUUACAAAUAUUCAACGGAGACAAGAGGAUCAUUCUCAGGCAUUGGCUCUGACUGGGGUAAUUCCAGGUAUUUACUACCAGGAUGUACACAAUUCUUCAUGAGAUCACCAGUCUACAACUUGAAAUACAGUUCACCUGGAAUGACUCGCUCCAAUGUUUUGUUUACAUCCAGAUAUGGCCAUUUGUGAAACAGAAGGGAAAAUUGCCAUGGGUUAUGCAUUAUAGCAAUUCAUUGCCCCCCCCAAUGUAAACAUGCAAAGAAAGCAACCGUUAAGUGCUGUUUUAUGUAUAUAUGACAUAUAUAUGUGUGAAAUAUAUGCACACAUCACUCAAAUAAUAUAUUUAUUAUAUAAAAGAAUUAGAAAACUUGGAUAGAAGACUUAACCUUUCUGUAAAUGUAAUAAACCAUGUUAAUAUUGUUUACACAAUAUGUGAAUGUCUAGAAUUUGCUAGGUUUAUAAUUAAUACCUUCCUACUAGAAAUGGUAUUUUUGCUGCAGAGAAUAUGGAACAGAACUGAUCUUGGAGAUCUCACUACAGUGUUAAAUUAUUUUCUAGAUAACAUGUCUUUAACUUGAAUAAGCUCUAGUAGUGUAAUACCUUAUUCUCUUACAUAUAUAGUAGCCAUAUAAAAUGAAGAAAAAUUAGAAGCCUGGUAUUGCUUUGAUGAUAGGAUUAAGUAUAAAACGGGUUUAUCAUGACUAUAGCACACUGUAAAAUACUAUAAAAAUUUCAACUUGAUUCUUAAACAUUUUGAUUCCUCUAUGUGGAAAUUUAGCUACUUAUGAUAAUGUAAAUUUUCAGUAAGGAUCUAGUAAGACCAUUUAAAUGAAAGACAAUCCAGUGGGUUAAGAAUAAACAAAACAUAAACUAGCUUUUAUUUUGACUUUUUAUCAGGAGUUACUAGAACAUAAAGGAAUAGAAAAUGAUGAUAAUGACAAAAAUAUUUUCAGAUGAUUUUUGUUAUACCACUCAUUUUUAUUUGGAAUGUAUAUCUCCAAUGUGUAUACACAGUCAAAAACAUUUUUUUCUGUUUUUCAACAGUAGAAGAGUUGACCUUUGAAACUCAUUUCAAUGUUAAUGUGUCACUUAUUUUAUACGUCUUUCAAUGUUGAGACCAAAUUACAUUACAAAGUCUAAUACAGUUUCACACUGCACCAUAGAAAAUAAUCUAAAAUGCUGCAAAUGGAGGAUUUUGAUCACUGGAUAUUAGUUGUGGUGUACCCUUAAGGAUUUUUAAAAAUCAAAAUAAAGUAUGAAGUUUCUUCUA
Messenger RNA from Myotis davidii, 3838 nucleotides. RefSeq names its product tubulin tyrosine ligase like 7 (gene TTLL7). The record is from RefSeq and is a predicted model, not a curated record. Gene Ontology annotation, biological process: microtubule cytoskeleton organization; protein polyglutamylation. The transcript is spliced from 20 exons. Gene Ontology annotation, molecular function: tubulin-glutamic acid ligase activity; tubulin binding. Lineage: Eukaryota; Metazoa; Chordata; Mammalia; Chiroptera; Vespertilionidae. The coding region runs from base 244 to 2757 and encodes 837 amino acids. Gene Ontology annotation, cellular component: cilium.